Molecule: messenger RNA, 2460 nt
Organism: Lachancea lanzarotensis
Lineage: Eukaryota; Fungi; Ascomycota; Saccharomycetes; Saccharomycetales; Saccharomycetaceae
Gene: PAH1
Product: LALA0S03e04192g1_1
Exons: 1
Coding region: 1-2460 (819 amino acids)
Biological process (GO): triglyceride biosynthetic process; fatty acid catabolic process
Cellular component (GO): nucleus
Molecular function (GO): phosphatidate phosphatase activity
Source: RefSeq, a predicted model, not a curated record
AUGCAGUUUGUUGAGCGUGCUAUAGGCUCGGUUUCGAAGACCUGGUCUUCUAUCAACCCUGCAACGCUUUCUGGAGCUAUCGACGUGGUGGUCGUUGAGCAUCCGGAUGGUAGACUGGCAUGUUCACCCUUCCACGUACGGUUUGGUAAGUUUCAAAUUUUGAAACCUUCGCAGAAAAAAGUACUGGUCUCUGUGAACGGACAGCCCACAAAUAUCCCCAUGAAGUUGGGAGACUCGGGAGAAGCCUAUUUUGUGUUUGAAACGGAAGCAGACGUUGGAAGCAUACCUGAUGAGCUCAUUUCUUCACCUGUCGUAAGUGCAGCCAGCAGUCCGUCUUCGCUGCCAGAUGAUACACAAACUCCCAGCACGACUUUGGAAGAACCGGAUUUCUUGGAUAUAGGUAAACCUGCACAAGUUGAAUCACUAAUCCCUUCAACACCUCCACCUUCCAGAAGACAUUCAAUUUUCGAAGAACGGGCACGCAGACUGAAUCAAAAACUGCAGGAAAAGCAAAUACCUAGCAAAUUCGAUAAUAACGGCGAUUUACUGCUGGACAUCGAAGGUUACAAACCUAGCAAGGAUAAGGUCCAAAAUACGGACGCUAUGCUGAAACAGUUGCUGCAGGAUGAAUUGGGCACAGAAUUUGACAUUUCGUCGUUUGUCAAAGAAGAUCGCAGCGGAAACAUGCGGAUUGUAAAUCCUGGAGACGACGGUUCCUUAUUGUCACCUCCUGGCUCUCCUACACCCCAGGCCGGUGAUGAACUAGAUAUUCCAACCUCAGCACUCUCCGGAACCUCUACACAAACUUCUAUCACCACCUCGACAGAAUUCACGCCACAGCCCUCUGCUACAGCCCCAAAAAAUUAUAUCAAAACUAUUCGUCUCACAUCUGAGCAGUUGCAGUGCCUGGAUUUGAAAUUCGGUGAAAACGACCUUUCGUUCUCUGUUGAUAACAGCAGAGCUGUUGUAAGUGCGAAACUAUUUUUAUGGCGGUGGGACGUCCCGCUCGUUAUAUCAGACAUUGACGGUACGAUAACAAAAUCUGACGCAUUGGGACACGUCUUGACUAUGAUUGGAAGAGACUGGACACACCUGGGUGUUGCAGAGCUUUUCACAGAGAUCAAGAGGAACGGCUACAACGUUGUUUAUUUGACGGCCAGAAGUGCAGGACAAGCAGACUCUACAAGAAGCUACUUAAACAGCAUCGUGCAAGCUGGCUUCAAGCUGCCGCGUGGUCCAGUUAUACUGUCACCCGAUAGGACCAUGGCAGCCUUCAGGAGGGAAGUUAUUUUGAAAAAGCCCGAGGUGUUCAAAAUUGCGUGUUUGAAUGACCUUCGAAGACUUUAUCUUGGAGAAUCCGAUCUGGCCAAGCUAGACGAUGAGGCAAGACAAAACGAUUGCCCCACGCCCUUUGUGGCUGGAUUUGGCAACCGAAUCACAGAUGCUCUUGCAUAUCGUACUGUUGGUAUACCCAGCUCAAGAAUUUUCACCAUCAACCCCGAUGGCGAAGUGCACAUGGAGCUAUUAGAGCUUGCGGGUUACAGGAGUUCGUAUAUUCACAUCAACGAAUUGGUUGAUCAUUUUUUCCCGCCUGUGAAUUUCAACUAUGCUAAUCGCGACGAUGACCACAGAAGCCUUUCCCCCGCACCAGGGUCUCCCACUGGCACCAUCAUGGAGGACAGAUCGUUUCAUCGUUCCCGCGAAGUACAGUUUACGGAUGUGAACUUUUGGAAAGAGCCAAUUCUUGACUUGGACGAUCUGUCAGAGCUGGAAAGCGUUGACCCAGAGGAACAGGUUGCUGGCGAGGGUCCUGCUCAUUCUUCGGAGGUGUUUUCCGAUACAAAAAGCUCGAAGAGCACAAGCUACGACACAAACUCUCCUUCGACCCCCAACAGCGCUCUACAAAGCUAUCGUCUUUCUGGAAAUCCGAAGACUGCCGGGAAGCAAUUCUACCUCGAACUUGGUUCGCCAUUGGCGUCGCCCAAACUCAAUUACAUGGACACCGUGCAGGGCGUGGAGCAACAAUUGAAAAAACUCAAUUUGUCGAAACCCACGGAGCCUAGUACCCACGUAUCUCCACUGCAUGUCCUCGACGACUCUCGUGCGUCAGGAGUUGAUCCUAAAACAUUGCAGAAGGAUUUCCCAGUGUCUAAGAGCCAUCUGGAAAGCACUGACGACGAGUUUGACGAGGACGAGUUUGAAGACGACGACGAAGACGACGAAGACUAUGAGCCGUACAGGAUGGACGAAGAGGGGGAUAGUCAGGAAGGUGAAGAAGACGAGGAUGAAGACGAGGAUGAAGACGAGGAUGAAGGCGAGGAUGAAGACGAGGAUGAUAUUAAUGACGAGGACGAAACGCACAGAUUUGAAGGCGUUGAACGAAAAUCAAUCAACAAAGACCUGGACCACGGUCAGAGUCUGAAAGGUUCUGUACCACAAGAAAUCAAAAUUAGGGAUUAA